AUGUCCACCGCCCCCACCACCACCCCCGGCGCGCACGCCAUCGUCAUCGGCUCCGGCCUCGCCGGCCUCUCCGCCGCCUCCACCCUGCUGUCUUCCCACCACCCCGUCACGCUCCUCGAGCGCCUCCCCAAGCCGGGCGGCAACAGCAUCAAAGCGUCGUCCGGCAUCAACGGCGCUCCCACAAAAUACCAAUCCGGCCCGCCCGAUGACCUGUUCUACCCGGACACGGUGCGCUCCGCCGGCGCGCCGCUGACGCAGUCGGGGGAAACGAUGCGCGCCCGCCGCGAGGAGCUCAUCCGCACGCUGACGCAGCGCAGCGCCGCGGCGAUCGACUGGCUGGCCGACGAGAAGGGCGUUGAUUUGAGCGUCGUCGCGAUGCUGGGCGGACACAGCCGCUCGCGGACGCAUCGCGGCGCGGGGCCGACGCCGCCUGGCGCGGCGAUCGUGACGACGCUGCUGAAGGACGUGCAGGCGGCGCCGGGGUUUACGUUGUUGACUAACGCGACGGUGACGAGCGUGCUGCAGGGGUCCGACGGGGGCGUCGACGGCGUCGCGUUUAAGGAUGCGGAGGGUGUGACCAAGGAGCUGCGUGGCCCCGUCGUGUUCGCGACGGGUGGGUUUGCCGGGGACGCGAAUGGCAUGCUCAAGAAGUACAGGCCGGACCUGGCUGGGUUUCCGUCGACGAAUGAGGCGUGGCCGGGGAGCGCGCCGUUGUUGACGGAGGGGGUCGGCGCGCAGGAGGUGGAUAUGGAGAUGGUGCAGGUGCAUCCGACGGGGUUUGUCGAUCCGAAGGAGCCCGGGAAGCCGGUGAAGUUCCUGGCGGCGGAGGUGCUGCGCGGGGAGGGCGGGUUGAUGCUCAGGGGUGGGAAGAGGUUUGUGAAUGAGCUCGAGACGCGGCAGCAUGUUACGGAUCGGAUUAUGGAGACGCAGCCGGAGGUCGUGGACGGCGUGAAGCUGUGGGACGUCAAGAUCGUGAUGGAUGAGGGGGCGUACGAGGCGGCGAAGAGCCAUGUCGGCUUUUACCUGUUCAAGGGCUUGAUGCAGAAGACGACGGUUGCGGAGCUCGGGGGCGAGGACGCUGUCAAGGAGGUUCAGGCAUUUGCGGACUAUGCGGCUGGGAAGGCGCAGGAUCCGCAGGGGAGAAAGGACUUUGGACACUGGAAGCUGAAGGAUGUGGCGCCGGACUCGGUCGUGUACGUCGGCAGGGUCACGCCUGUUGUUCACUUCACCAUGGGCGGUGUUGUGAUUAAUGAGAAGGCAGAGGUGCUCGACAAGGAAGGAAAGCCGAUCCGGGGCGUCUGGGCUGCCGGCGAGGUGAGCGGAGGCAUUCACGGAGCCAAUAGGUUGGGUGGAAGCUCUUUGCUGGAGUGUGUUGUUUUUGGGCGCAUCGCCGGCCAGCAGGCUGCAGAGAGUCUGAGGACAUAA
Messenger RNA from Lasiodiplodia theobromae, 1425 nucleotides. Its product is annotated as FAD dependent oxidoreductase. The record is from RefSeq and is a predicted model, not a curated record. Lineage: Eukaryota; Fungi; Ascomycota; Dothideomycetes; Botryosphaeriales; Botryosphaeriaceae. The transcript has a single exon. Bases 1 to 1425 code for a protein of 474 amino acids. Gene Ontology annotation, molecular function: oxidoreductase activity; FMN binding.